This is a messenger RNA of Alternaria burnsii, 1944 nucleotides long. RefSeq lists its product as uncharacterized. NCBI's taxonomy places the organism in Eukaryota, Fungi, Ascomycota, Dothideomycetes, Pleosporales, Pleosporaceae. The record is from RefSeq and is a predicted model, not a curated record. The transcript is spliced from 2 exons. Bases 1 to 1944 code for a protein of 647 amino acids.
AUGUCGUCCGGAAACCCUUUCCGCCUUUCUCAAGCUCCUCGUCAGCCCGCGGCCAUCCCGCAGACUUCCUUCAUCAACACGGAUAGCAGUGUGUCUGAGGCGCGUAGGGAGGACAACGACCAUGUGCUCGAAGAUGCCGCCCCUCCGCCGACAAAGACCAAGAAGUCUGUCCGCAUACUUUCUCCCACUACGACAAUCCCACCCUACUCGUUUGACGACAAGCAUGCGACUCUGAGCGAGCUCAGAGACAGGCGAUCGAGCCAAGGUCCUCCUGCGAGCCCUCCGCCCCCCGUAACACCCGCUGGCCAUGCCAACAGUUCAGUCACAGCAGGCGAAGCCAAUGCCCAAGUCAUUGGGAAAGACGCCAUGGCAGUAGCAGACGUGCCCCCAAGUCCAAGUCCAUACGUGAAUCACCCUCAAGCGACCCUAUCGCCGAGCAACGUACCGGCGAAUCCGUUUUCGAGAACGCUGGCGUCACUAGAACCGCAAGAAAGGGAGAACGACGAGGAGCGGACAAAUACGGGAAGACCAAUGUUGGGCAGCAGCAGGGCAUCUUUAGACGUAGAGAGCUUCAAAAACCUACUCAUGACCGGAAAGCCAACUCCGCGACCAUCCGGUCCGCCUCCGCAGCCUACAAGCGUGUCACAACCACUUGCUGGCGCACAGUUCGAGACUAGCAGUAGCACAGAUACCUCGUCAAUCUCGCGGCAGUCGCUAUUCGAGCCCCCACAAGAGACACGUGCAGAUUCUCCGCGUACAUCUGUCGAUAUGGCUGCAUCUGACGAGGACGAGAGUAUGGGGCUGGUAUCCGAAGUGAAGAAGGGCAAAAAGAAGCCUCCGCCUGCACCCAAGCAUCGACACGGGAAGCUGGUCGCGCCGAGACAGCCACAGACAGUGUCUUUCGAAAGCUUUGCCGCGACCGAACCAGCACAAGCACCUUCUCCUCCAGCUAUUAGACGAACCGACAGUUCAGAUAUGCAGAAGCCACUCCCACCAACCCCGGUUACUGCGCCACAGUCCCUCCAUAUCAGCACACAGGAUACGACACCAUUACAGUCCCCACCAAUACUACCGACAGCGACUCAGCCUUCAACACCGUCAGAGGGUCCAACUCGACAAAAGAAGACGCCUCCGCCCGUGCCGUUAUCUCGAAGACAAAGUCAGCUCAAGACUACAACUACAGGCAAUAGAUCGCGAAGCAGUUCAAACCUUACUAUAUCCUCUCAAUAUUCAGUCGAUGCCCCACAGAGCCCGGGUCCGAAUACCUUCGACCCAUUGCUCGGAGCAAAAUCACCACCCCCUCCUCCACCCUCACGGCACGGCGCACGGCUUGCGAACCUAGGCAACUCAAGCGCAAACUCUUCCAGUACCGAGUUGCCACAGCGGUCGAGCUCGGGUCGAAUGCCGAGAUCUGUUCCUGAGCCUCCGUCGUCUCGUCGGAGCACUCUAGAGUCACAACCUUCUUCGCCUGCACCUAGUGUGCACCGCACCUCAUCCAUAUCGUCUAAUCGCAACACCCAUCGCAAUGUGUCUGGAGAAAGUACAGGAAGCAAUAUGCCGCCACCUCCGCCACCACCAAGACGCCGACAGUCAAAUCGCUCAAGCCUUGACCAGCAAAGGCCUCAUGUGUCCUAUUCCUCUCCCACGGAAAGUCGAAGAACGAGCACAGAGUAUCGUCGCACAAGCACAGAACAGAGGCGAUCGAGUGUAGCUAGCGAGAGUUCGCUGAGAAGAACGUAUGAACCUGUGGAUGAGAAGAGCGAGAAUGAACACGCUUUGUACUCUCCAAUUGAGGAGAGCGAGAGAAGGCUAGGUCUUGAUGAGAACAUAAGCGGUGGAAAGGAUGGCGAAAGGAGGAGUGAUUCGAGUAAUAUCCUUGACGACAUGGAGAAGUUCCAGCGCGAGAUUGAUGAGCUGAGGACGAGAUACAAACAAGCGGGAUAG